AUGGCACAAACCAGCAAGUGUCCUUAUAGAUAUGUCAGGAAAGACCAUUUUUGUUGUAGUGUUAACUGUUUUCCUGGCCUUGACCAUUGUAUCUAUAAUCUUCCUUCUACUUCUCAAGUUGCCGCUAUAUGGACUGAACAUGAUGAUGAAUCAGUCGAUAAGCAAGCGCAUAUUCUCGUUUAUAGCCACUCAAAUGCUGCUCACAAGCACCACGGAAAUAAACGAGUCUAUAAAAGAAAGCGAACUGAUUAUUCCUGUGAUGAAGAGGUUAUCAUUGAUCCCUCUUCUAUACAGGAACCAGCCCAACUUAUGGAUUUAGAAAAGAGAGCUGCUGAUCAUGGAAAGCAGGAUGAACAUACUGUAUCAGCUAGAGAGUAUUACUGCUAUAGGUUCCAGAUAAGGAAAAAUGAUGAAUCCAUGCUAUUGCAUACUCUUAGAUUGCUGCAGCAAUUUUCUGUUGAUUCCUAUGUAAAAAUUGAAACGUCUCGACUGGAUUUUCAGCGCAAGAGGCAAAAUGACGUUCGAACAGAAAUCCUUGCAGGAGUAUUGGAUAGUGUUUCCAUUGGUCAGAGUGAAGGCUCAAAAGUUGGUCGCAGAGUGAUAUUACCAGCUUCUUUUAUCGGUGGGCCAAGAGAUAUGAGGCGGAGAUAUCUUGAUGCAAUGUCAUUAGUACAAAAAUAUGGAAAGCCGGAUAUUUUCCUCACCAUGACAUGUAAUCCAAUGUGGAAAGAAAUUCAAGAUAAUCUAAUAGUUUCUGCUGAGCUCCCUGAUCCUAAGCAGUUCCCUCAUUUGUAUUCUCUUGUUCUUAAGCACAUGGUUCAUGGACCUUGCGGGGAAAUGGGCAGGAAUAGCCCUUGUAUGAAAAAUGGUAGCUGUAAAAAUCAUUAUCCAAAAAACUUCUGUGAACAUACAACUCAUGCCGAAGACAGCUAUCCAUACUAUAGGAGAAGGGAUAAUGGCAGAAAGAUAACUGUCCGCAGUUUCAAAAUUAUAUCUGAUGAUUCCCGUCCUGAUGUCGAUGAAAUUAAAGAAUUCCAGCAGGGAAGAUGGAUUUCACCUCCUGAGGCUUUUUGGCGCAUCUUUGAAUUUAGGCUAAACGAGAUGACUCCAGCUGUCUAUACUCUCCAAGUUCACCUACCUGGGCAGCAGCUUAUCACUUUCAACAAAAACUCAGACCUUUUGCAGCUACUGAGGAAAAUUGAUUUCUCAAAUACCAUGUUAACUGAGUUCUUCAAGAUGAACAAAACGAAUGCAAAAGCUGAAACGUUGAAGUGCUUUUAUAGGGAAUUUCCAGAACAUUUUGUUUGGUCUUUUAAAUUUAAAACUUGGACUGAGAGAAAGCGUAAAAAAGCUGGAAGGCUGGUCACGGUCAGCCCUCGUGAAGGAGAGAGAUAUUACCUUAGACUCCUGCUAACUCAUGUUCGAGCACCUACGUCAUUUGAUGACCUGUUAACUAGUAAUAGCCAAAAAAUGAAUUGCUUUAGAGAUGCUGCGUUGGCCCUUGGACUUUUACAGUCUGAUACAUAUAUACAAGAGACUCUUGAAGAAGCAGUUGUUUUCCAAAUGCCACCCUCUUUGAGACUGUUAUUUGCUACUAUUCUUGUUCGUUGUGCUCCAGCGGAUCCUAAGUUUCUUUGGGACAAAUUUCAGCUAGAUCUCUCUGCAGAUUACCAGCGAUCCCAACAUCUUUGUUUUUAUACGGCUGAAGAAAUUAGAAAUAAGGUCCUACAGGAAAUUAAAAAAAUGGUCGAACAAAUGGGUAAAAGCUUUGCUGGCUACCACUUAGCUGUAAACACUUCAGCAGAUGUUCACUCUGAUCAGCUAACAAAGGAAAUUGAAUGUGAGAGGAAUAUUGAAGUUCUGGCAGAGGAUCUUCUAAUGCCUUUUAGAUUGAAUGUUGAACAACGGCAUGCCUAUGAUUUAAUUCUCCAGUCAGUUUUCUCUCCUGUUGGCCAAAGUUUUUUUAUUGAUGGCCCUGGAGGAACUGGCAAGACCUUCCUAUAUAGGUCUCUUCUAGCUACUUUGAGAUCCCAAGGCCACAUUGCCAUUGCGGUUGCAACGUCAGGUGUUGCAGCCUCUAUUCUUCCAGGAGGAAGAACAGCCCACUCUAGAUUUAACAUACCGUUAGAUUUUUCUAGAAAUAAAACCUGCCAGAUUAGUAAACAGGGCAGUAUUGCAAGAUUACUUUUUCAAUCAAGGUUAAUCUUGUGGGACGAGGCUUCAAUGGCCAAACGAGAAACUGUUGAAGCCUUUGAUGGUUUGCUUAGAGAUAUAAUGGACUGUGACGAUCCAUUUGGAGGAAAAAUAGUUGUUUUCGGUGGCGAUUUUCGUCAAACUUUGCCAGUUAUCAGACAGGCUACAAAACAGGUUCUUAUAGAAUCUAGUCUUCCUAGCUCUCAUUUGUGGUCUUCCAUGCAAAAGCUCCAGCUGGUACAAAAUAUGCGAGCCAUCUUAGAUCCAGCAUUCUCAGAACUCCUAUUGAGAAUAGGAGAAGGAAGAGAAGCUGUUGAUAGGCAUGGUGAAAUAACUUUACCUUCUGAGAUGGUCAUUCCUUAUACUGAAAAAGAAGAAUCUUUGAACAGGUUGCUUCAAUCUGUUUUUCCGGAUUUAACUAUGUAUUCAAAAGAUCCUUAUGGUAUGAUCAAUAGAUGUGUCCUUGCUCCAAAAAAUAGCUCAGUGGAUGAAAUAAAUGACCUAAUGAUCAGAAGAUUUUCGGGAAAUCUUCAUGUCUAUGUCAGUUCUGAUAGAACCGUUGAUCCACGACAUCAAGGAGACUAUGAAGAUUUCUUGAAUUCUCAAAAUCCAAAAGGCCUUCCUCCUCACAAGCUACUGCUCAAAGAAAAUUGUCCAAUCAUGCUUAUAAGAAACCUGAACCCUACAGAAGGAUUGUGCAAUGGUACACGACUCAUUUGUAGAGAGCUGAGGCAGAAUACUAUCUGUGCAGAAAUUGCUUUUGGUCAGCAUCAAGGAAAGAGAAUUUUCUUCCCUAAAAUUCCUUUACAAGUGUCUGAUGAUGACAAAAAUGGCCUGCCAUUUAUAAGAACACAGUUUCCUAUUCGUGUUUGUUUUGCCUUGACAAUCAACAAAUCCCAAGGGCAAACACUAGAUUAUGUUGGAAUCUACCUUCGCGAACCAGUUUUUUCUCACGGCCAACUAUAUGUUGCUUUAUCUAGAGUUAAAACUUCUGCAGCACUUAAAGUUCUUAUUCUGCCUGGAACUUUUGAUGGUAUAAAAAUAGAUUGCAAGACUAGAAAUGUAGUAUUUCAGGAAAUACUUCAGCUAACUGAACACUAG
Molecule: messenger RNA, 3294 nt
Organism: Coffea eugenioides
Lineage: Eukaryota; Viridiplantae; Streptophyta; Magnoliopsida; Gentianales; Rubiaceae
Exons: 6
Coding region: 1-3294 (1097 amino acids)
Biological process (GO): telomere maintenance; DNA repair
Molecular function (GO): DNA helicase activity
Source: RefSeq, a predicted model, not a curated record